CCCAACACUUCCUCACCAUGUCGACGAAGAGGAAGCGUGGCGAUGAGCCCACCAACCGCACCGAUCUGGUCCAAAAGCCAGUGCCGGGCACCAAGUCGUUCCCAACUGGGGUUGCGGUCCGCAAUGGCCUCGCGACCGGCACCAGGCAAGCACUGGUAUCGUUCCACCAGCAGAUCUUGACGUCAAACUCGGCCCUUCCUCUCCCCAUCACGCACGCUACCGUCCUCAUCAUUCAGCACUACCUCGACGCGUCGCCGACAGCUGACGAGAUUUUCAACGCAUGGAAGAGCGCCGAGGAGACCAAGAAUGAGAAGCUCGCCGAGACCGCUGCGCUACUCCUCGCCCUUAUCCUCCGUAUCAUCACACCUCUCCCCUUCUUCCGCACCCAGGCCGUUGGCAUCGUCAACAAGCUCUUGGCACCUGCCGAGCAGUACGAUGAACAGGUGGGUGGCAUGAUGGAGCCGUCACCCUUGCUAACGACUCAGCUCGGGCGCCUCCUUCAGUCAGGCAAGCGCGAGAACAUCCUCGCGGGCCUCAGCCUCGCUGCGGCAGCUGUCCAUGUUGACGCGCCCGACCCGGCCAACCUCAUGGGUGGCACUGCGCGCGGACGCCUUGCGACCCGCGUCUGGGCCAGCAUCACCGAGGGUGGCUCUGUCAAGGGUAUCGGCAAGAUGCUCGGCAUGAGGCGGCGUACGAAGGAAGGCGCGGUCGAGUAUGGUGACAAGGACCCACUGGACCGCCCAGAUAUCCGCCACCUCGCCAUUGAUCUCAUCCUCCCUCUCCUCCCGAUUGCCCCCUUCCACACCUUCGCCAAGGGUAUCCUUCCCCACCUCUACUCUGGCCUCGCGCAGGAUCCCCCGACGACCGUCUACCGUGUACUGUCUGCCAUGUGGGCGUCCAUAUCAGGCCCUCCACCGGGCAUUGCCCGCCGCAUCUCAUUGACCUUGCUCGACGAGGCCGCGAUCCUCAACAUCUCCCAGCUUCUGGAGCGCGGUGCUGUUGACCCCGUCUCGGGCCGCUCGGUCGGUGAGAUCGCCGAGGGCUUCCUUCAGGGAGUGACGACCGACCCGUCCCGUGGCAUUUGCUUCGCCGACGAGGGUUGGUACCCACGACAGGAGGUCGAGGACGAUGGCAACAGUCGUGAGAAUGCGGAUGUCCGUAGGCGCAAGGGCCUGCACAACCGCAUCCUCUCCAACGUGGUCAAGCGCCUGGGCAACCGCACCGUCGACGACGAGGGCCGUGUGGGCGGCUGGGUGAUCAAGAUGUUCGAGGCUAUGCCCGAACUCGUGGCAGACUACUGGCCCCACUCUGCUCUGUCGCUUGAACCCCGCCUGGACACCAAGUGGAUCGCCACUAUGGCGUACGUUGGCCGCGUUGUAUCCCUUCCCCUUCCUGCCCGCGAGAAGUUCAACCAGCCGGCGCCGCGCGGAAUCGACGGCCUGUCAAUGCCACCUCGCGCGGAACCGCCAGCCGUGUCGGUUAUUGUCGAGUCGGUCCUUCCAUCGCCCCUGACCAAGGUGCACCUCACCAAGGGUCUCCAAAACGCCAGCCCCCUUGUGCAGCACGUCACAUCACUGGCGCUUGCCCGCGGCCUCCAGAAGCUGGCAGCUGUGCAGGCUCUGUUCGCUUCGAUUGCGGUUGAGCUCGACGAAGGCGUCGACGGCCCUUGGGUGGCUCGCGCCCGCGAGCUUGAACUCGAGUGCCGCCGCCGUGUGCCCGAAGUUAGCGUGAUUGUCGCCUUUGCCCAGAAGUCUUCGACCAUGGCUCGUCCCCAAAACGAAGACGACGAGGUGGAGCCUUCAGUGGCUGCUCGCUCUGCCAUGCUCACGGAAACGGCACUACGACUCUUUGGCCUUUACUACAAGACCCUUCCUUCGUUGACGGGCGAGGCCAAGUUUGACGUCGGAAAGCUCCUCGUCUCCUCAUCUAGCGCCGGUGCCGAGCGCCGCGCUCGCCGAGAAGCACGUGAAGGCUCGGUUAUCAGUGACUCUGGCUCGGUGGGAUCGAUCGGUACCCUUGGAACCGUCGGCAUGGGCGGUGGCUUCGGUCAUUCUCGAGGAGACGUCGAGGGCUUUGAGGCUCUCUCCCAGCUGCACGUGCUGCGACUGCUCAGUGAAGUUCGCGACUGGUCAUGGACGAACAAGGCCGCAGGAUCGCAGUACACCUACCUGUACCACAUUCUUCAGCUCCACCUCAGCACUCGUAACAGCGUCACCAACGCCAUGACGACUACUCUGCUCCAUCGCCUUCUCGCGUCAUCGCUGCUGUUUGAACACGACAGCGUGGAGCUCCAGAUCUGGCUCAACGCGCUGCCGCGCAUCUCGGACACCGUCUCUGGCCCGAUGUUCAUCGCGCAGCAGAUUUACCUGCUGUCGUUCCUCGAUGACUGUGUUCGCCGCGUCACCAAGGCGCCGCACAAGUACAUCGAAGAGGCGGCGGCCGUGGUACCGGACCUUAGCGGCCGGGAAGUUGCCUCACCACUCCUUCUCACCAUGUGCGAGCAGCUCCACGCCAAGCUCAUGGGAUUGCACAUUGCCACCGAGGCAGCAGCUGUGGUCAUAAACUACCUUCGCCGUGUCGUGAUCGGCCUCCUUGGCAAGCAGGGAAGCAAGGACUUCGUCGCCGCGAUCGUUGACCGUAUCGGUGCCACUGUCCAGGCCGCCAAGGACGCCGGACAGCCACGUCACGGUUUGUCUGAGAUUGUUGGGCUCAUGACUUCAGACCUCGACGUCAUUUUUGAGGCCAAGGCUAUCUCCCCCGUGGACCCAGAGACUCCCAAGCUGGUCGACGAGGCGGACUAUAUCGAGCGGUCGUUUGAGCGCCAGUGUGUGACGUCCUUCGCCUCGGGUGCGGUGCCCCAGCUGGCGGCGCUCGCGCGCUUCGUCAACACGGCCGCGGAGGGUACGGGCGCGCUUCAAAGCCAGUUCCUCUCACAUUUCUUUGCCGCUUCUCAACCUACCGACCACCAGAUUGCUAUUCUGCGUCUGCUUGCCGCGUCUGUGGCUCGCGUCCGCGGCUCCACGUCGGCAGUUUCGCAGCGACUGAAGAGCGCUGUGUUCAACAACACGGAUGUUCGCGACCUUUUCCUGAGUGACGCCGGUAACGAGCUGCGCGAGCACAUCUUGGCCCUUUCGAAGGCGCUGAACCCUGCGGCUUCGUUCGACCGGGCUCUGGCAGAGCACUUUGCGCUCGAAUCUGUCGGCCUACUCGAAGCCAAAAAGGUGGCGGAUGAGCUGGCCCUCUCUGUCCUACUGCCUUGGGUCCCCUUCCUCUCCCCCUCGCAGGUGAGCCAGGCUCUGCAGGCCGUCAUCCGCCGGGCCACCGGUGGCUCGUCGAAGAAGAAGAGAAAGUCGGGUGUGGCAGAAACCAGCAACGCGACUCUCGUAUCAUCUGUUCUUGGCGAGCUGGUCGAAGCUGCCACUCCCGAGGUUGUCUACCCAUGCCUUGCCGACCUCCUCGCACUGGGUGCCUUCAAGCCAGUGUUCACUCUGUUGAAGGCAACCGUCGCUUCGUCCCUCAGCCGCCGUCUCAACGUUGAGAUCAGCUCCUCGAUUGUGACAGACCUGGCUUCAAAGGAGGACAGCGACGCGUACAACCUGCUGUCGGUUCUCGUCAGCCUGUCUCCUUCAGCCGCCGACGCUUUCGAGGCCGCUCUGGGUGAGCACAAGACCUGGUUGACGGACGCUCGCAUCCUUCCAACAGUCGCGGCACUCGACGACAUCCCCGCAUCGCUGGCCGGCGAUGUUAUCGGCGCUGCCGUCACUGCUCUUUCGAACGCCACUCUCGCCGGCACUGAGCACGCUGCGGCGCAAACUCUCCUCUGCAAGCUGUCAUCGUACCCCGAUGAGAUCAACCGCGCGCUGCGAACGAUACUGUUCAGCUCAUUCGACCUCCCCCUGGCUCAGACGGCUGCCGCUCUCGCCGACACGAGGGAUGCCAACCUGAGCUCGGCUAUCACAAUCCUGAUUGACCUUGGCCUCCAGUUCGCCACGCGCCGCCUUUCAUCGGGCGACGAACUGGCUGGUGGAGAGCUUCAGACCAUCGCCGCCCUGACCGAGGCGAUCAAGGCCGGGUCCGCCAUCCGGGUUGAGGUCAACACCAACUUUGCCGAACCGGCCAUCACUGCCAUUGUCAACGAGCGUCUGGACGUCCCCGAGGCGAUGGAAUUUGGCGCGCUUCUCUCGUCGAAGGCGAUGCUCAAGGCGGGCUUCGUUCGUCAGCAGCUCCAAGCUCUGGUCGCCUCCAAGGCUAUCAGCAAGCUUGCCCUCCCGAGUGCCGACAGUGCCCAGAGACUCGGAUUCAUCCGCCUGCUGCAUGCCCUCUUCCUUGCGUCAACCUACGUGUCGUGUCAACCGAACUUCAUCGAGCCCCUAGUGCCUCUCUACCGUGGCACACUGUCUACCGCCGACCGCCUGCUCCUAUCGCUCUUCCAGGCAUUCGAGACACAGCGUAAGCUGAGUGUCACCAGUGUGCUCAAGCACUGGUCGCCUGCUGGUGCGGUGAGCCACCGCGCAUUCGACGCCCUUACGUCGCUUGACGCCGGCCGUGUGUUUGCAUCCUGCACAGCGUUCCCUCUCCGCCGUACUUUUGCCCCCGGAGCCCACAACGCCGACCCAUCGGAUGACAAGGCGACUCCACCCAACGACGACGUUUACGACCCCGUCUUCGUCCUUGCGCUCUUUACUGCCGCUCUGCAAGAGGAGUUGUCUGGCCUGGACUGGGUCGAGAUCCUGCGUUCCAACGUGCUUGGCCUCGCUGUCUGCGCUCUUACCAGCAGGGAUGUCGGCAUGAGGACUGUGGCGGGAUACACUCUGUCCAAGUCGGCCGAGUUGAUCAAGACUGCCCAGUUCCACGAGCAACUCCAGGUCAUUCACACUCUGGAGCUUGUGUCGCACGCCCUUUCAGCGCCGGAGGCCAAGGAUGGAGACGAGCCCAAGCAGCCCCGUCUCCCUCCCCUCAUCGCCCUGUUCAUCGUGCACUCCCUCCGCGCCAUCGCCUUCCCCGGUUCCUUCUUCUACCCCCUGUCCUCGCGCUUCCUCCUGCAGCGCCCCACGCUUGACAUUGCCGACGUUCCUGCACUGUACGGCAUGCUCUACGCCUCCGGUGACGGCGCGAAGCGCGAGCGUGCGUUCAUCGUUCGCCUCUUGAAGGAUGGUGCGCGUACAGAGGCCGACUGGCGAAUCCUCGCACGCCGUAACACGUGGUCGUUGUUGGCGUCGCUCUUCCAGUCGUCCCUCGACGCGCCGUUGCGCAACAACAUCCUGGGCGCCAUGAACUCGAUGGUUCGCAUCCCUGCUGGUGCGAGGUCGCUGCUCUCCUCGUCUCUUGUUUCGUGGCUGCGUACCCAAUGGGACCUGGCAUCCACCCGGCCGGCUUCAGAGCAGGUGCGCAAGACCCUCCUCGAUAUUUUGGAGGACGCGAUUGCCUCGGCGGCACCCAAGGUCGAGGACGCCAGUCGCACUCGCUGGGUCAAGGACGCGGAGCAGUUUGUUGUCGCGGCAUCGGCCAAUGCCAGUGCAGAGCGCCUGCUCAAGCUCUCAGACAUUGCUCUCCGGCUGGCACUCCUGCCGCACUCGGCCUCGGCGUCUGCCACGCUCCCUGCUCUCGUCGAGGGUAUCCCCAUUGAGGGCGAGCUGGCCGGUAGCAUCACCGAGAACCUGUUCCGCAUCUCGCUGCUGCUUCCCCCAGGAGCUGUCGAUGCUGGCGUGAUCCAGGCUGUCAAGGUGCUUGCUCAGCGUAUGGCCAAGCUGGACGGGAGGACUGGACAGUGGGCGCGUGGCGAGGCGCGGAGAUUGUGA
Messenger RNA from Vanrija pseudolonga, 5798 nucleotides. It is a transcript of the gene Urb1, whose product is annotated as Nucleolar pre-ribosomal-associated protein 1. The coding region runs from base 18 to 5798 and encodes 1926 amino acids. Lineage: Eukaryota; Fungi; Basidiomycota; Tremellomycetes; Trichosporonales; Trichosporonaceae. Gene Ontology annotation, biological process: maturation of LSU-rRNA from tricistronic rRNA transcript (SSU-rRNA, 5.8S rRNA, LSU-rRNA); maturation of 5.8S rRNA from tricistronic rRNA transcript (SSU-rRNA, 5.8S rRNA, LSU-rRNA). The transcript is spliced from 4 exons. The record is from RefSeq and is a predicted model, not a curated record. Gene Ontology annotation, cellular component: nucleolus.